ACGUAUAGGGAAUUCAAGGACACUUCAUAUGGACUCAGGAGUCGGUUGUGUUACGUCUACGUACACAUCUACUAACCCAGAGUUGUAUUUCCGGGAUGGUAAACGCAGAACUGAUUAUGUGCUUGCUUAUCGGUUUUCCACGUCGAAAUAUAAUGAUCAAAACCGACGCCUCCUGUUUCUCAAUGAGCUAGCAAAGCAGAAAAUAGAAAUAGAAGUUGAAGAUUCUAAUGGUAAUCUACUUGGUGCUACUGUAGCAUCAAAUGAAGAUGAAUUUUCAUCAUUAACUCUUAAACCAUCAUUUAUGCAUUUACAGGCCAAUGCACCUCUUCACCCAGGAGAAUAUUCUGAAUCUCUUAUGCCUACUUCAUCUAUUGAUUAUGCAGAACCAGAUAAACCAACAGAUACAAGUCCACCAUCGUGCAUGGAUCGUUAUCGUCACCAAGCUUUGGAUGACAAAACAAUUUUGAUGACUCCAGAUAAUUUAGUCUUUGUUAAAUUACAUGCUUCAUGGGAAGCAAUGACAUAUUAUGCAGAGUAUUUAAAAAUGCGUAAACCACUUCGUCAAUCUGGUAAAAUUUUUCAACUGGAGAACCGACCACCUAAACCUUCUGUUUUAAAGGAUUACUUUAAAUGUUUACAGUCGGACAAAAAUAUUAUCAAACCAAUCGAUUCAUGUUGUACUUGGCCAUUUUCACUGAAUAGGCAAUACUUAUUUGAUAUACCAGAAAAUAAAGAUGAAUUUUUCACUGCAGUCGAACGAGCUCUUGUCUUAGAUCAUAUUCUACGGCGUACCGGUUAUAAAUCAGAGGAUUUAGUGAAUACUGAAGAUCUAUACGAACCUAGCAUUAGUGAUAUUGUAACAAGUCAUGACCUCGCAGAUGGAAACUCGGGAUCAUCGAAUCAAGCUAAUUCAUUGUAUGUAAUGGCAACAAAAAAUCUUGGCAUAACUAAACUGAUUUCCGAUGGAAUUUUCUCAGCUGCUUAUCCAUUACAUGAGCCAACUGAAAAGUUAUCAUUAAUAACUUUACAACAAAAAACAAUAUCUCCCAGUUGUUAUGGGCCUGCUGGUAAUACUCUGGCGCCGACCGAAUUCAAUAAUCGAAUCUUACUUCAACGUUAUUGGGCUUCAUAUAAAAUGUUAUUUAAAUGCCAACCUAUCAGUUAUAUUCGAUAUUAUUUCGGUGAAGCUGUGGCUUUUUAUUUUGCUUGGCUUGGUUUCUACACAGCUUGGCUUUUACCAAUUGCAAUAUUUGGAAUUGUUGUUUUUUUUUUCGGUUUAUUGGAUUUAAAAUCCGACUCGAUUAUCCAUGAAGUAUGUGAUCUCGGUCACAACAUAUAUAUGUGUCCAUUAUGUAAAUCAUCUAAAUGCAAAUUUUGGACUCUGGACAGAUCUUGUUUACGUACUAAGUUAAUGCGAUUAGUGGAUCAUGAGGGGACUGUUUUAUUUGCUGUGGUUAUGUCUUUGUGGGCUGUAAUAUUUUUCGAAAUGUGGAAACGUAGGCAAGUCUCAUUUGCUUAUCGUUGGAAUGUAUACUCACUGGAACCAAUGGAUCAACCGCCGAGACCAGAAUUUAUGGCAUUACUUAGUAAAAUGUGUCCUCGUAAAAUGAAUCCUUUAAGUGGAUAUGUAGAACCAUUUAUUCCAUUUUGGCGACGUAAAGUACCAAUUAUCUUUCUCAGUUUCUCUACUGUUCUGUUAACUGUGAUGCUCACAUUAGCUUUUCUUGUUGGUGUGGUUUUAUACAAAUUAGUGAUCAAAGCAAUUUUGUAUCGUCAUCAUAAUCCUAUGGUACAAAGUACCUCUGGUAUGAUUGCUACUAUGACUGGAUCUUUAGUUAAUUUAGUGGCAAUAUUCUUUUUAAAACUAAUUUAUGAUCGUAUGGCCAUUAAAUUGACUGAUGUUGAACAUCAUCGUACACAAGUGGAAUAUGAUAAUAGUUUAACGCUAAAAUUAUACCUAUUACAAUUUGUCAAUUAUUAUUCGUCAAUAUUUUAUAUUGCAUUUAUACAAGGUACAACUUCAGCUGUUCCUGGUAGUGAUCAUAUAUUAAUUCAGUCAACUGGUUGUGACCAAGGUGAUUGUCUAUUCGAAUUAUUCAUACAACUAGUUAUAAUUAUGGUUGGUAAACAAAUAUUUAGUUUUAUUCAAGAAUCUUUAAUGCCUAUUCUAUGGAAAUUAUUUUUCAAAUUUCGUUCAAUGAAACGUUCAUCUAAUCAUGCUAAUCAUAAUUAUAUGAACAGUACAAAUUAUAAUGAACAGAAUUCAGUGACUACUUCUCUUUUACCAGCAAAAUAUCGUUCGUUGCGUGGACGAAAUAUUCUAUGUCGUGCUGAUUUUAAUAUGUUAGAUCCUGGAUCUAGACCAUUGUUUAAUGAGUACUUAGAAAUGAUGAUUCAAUAUGGAUUCAUCACUAUGUUUGUUCCUGCAUUUCCACUUGCACCAUUAUUUGGUUUAUUAAACAAUCUGUUUGAGAUUCGUGGUGAUGCUAAAAAAUUAGUGAAUCAAUAUCGUCGUCCAGUUCUUGAAAGAGUUCAAACAAUUGGUAUAUGGUUGUCGAUCAUUACUGUUCUCGCAAGCAUUGCUAUUCGAACUAAUGCUUGUAUUAUUGCAUUUACUACACAGUUUAUUGACCGAUGUGUAUACCGUUAUACUUAUAGUCCAGAUGGUACUAUGAAAGGUUUUGUGAAUUUCACUCUCUCCUAUAUGUCUACAACUCGUUUUGAUGUUCCAACUAAUGAAACUUAUUGCAGAUAUGAUUCUUAUCGUUCACCACCUUGGUCUUCAGAACCAUAUGUAUUCACUUCCGUUUAUUAUCAUGUGUUGGCAGCUAAAUUCAUUUUUGUUUUUGCUUUUGAAACUAUAGCGACUAUUCUAACUAAUGUGAUCAUGGCAGCUGUACCGGAUGUCCCUAAACGUGUUAGAAAGCAAAUAGUUCAUGAAACCAAUAUUACAAAUGCAAUUAUUUUAAAUGCAGAAGUUGGCAAUCAUCAAUAUAAUAAUGCGAUUACAAAAGAUGUUAACUUUCAGAAAAUUUUCAUGUUAAAACAACAACAUGAGAAACUUCAAUCUAGUAAUUGCAAUAUUAAUAAUGAAGUGACUGAAAACAACGAUCAAGAAGGAAAUAUUGAUAGAAAUGAAAUUUGUUCUCAAUCGCUUGUUUAUAAAUAUGUGAGUUUUGAAAGGGUACCACCUGUUACACUGUCAUCACAACCAAUGCAUCUUACUGUGCCUAAUUUACAUGAUAACCGACCAUCUAUUGGAUUCGAAGAUUUAAGCAAUCAUAAUAACAAGAAUAUGAUUUAAAACCCAAACUUAUAUAAUAUGUUGUGUUUUUUUCAAUGUUUAUCCUAUUUUUUGUUCAAUAUUGUCAUUCUUUCAUUUAAAUUAUAUAAAUAGUUAGUUUAAUUUCUUUGUUCUAAUUCACUCAUUUAUUUGUUUAUCUUGCCUACUACAUAUUGUGUUGUGGUUGUUGUUACUAUUACGUAAUUUGUUUCGUUUUGUUUUCUCUUUCUAUUGACUUAUUUGUACAUUGAUUUUUUUCUUCUUGGUCAAUUCAUUUGUUAUUUGUACCGAACGAGAACAAUCAUUAUUGAAGCGCGGCAACGACAUUUUUCAUUUCAUAGAAUAAAAUUUUCAUUAGAAAUAUACCAUUAUUUUAACAGUUAAUAUUCUAACAGAUUUUACUAUUUUAAUGAAUCACUCACUCUCUCUCUCACACACACACACAAUCAGUCAAUUGGACAAGAUAUAUAUAUACACAUGUAUAUUCAACGCCAAUGUUUUAUCAAUGAAAACACAGGGAAUAUUCAAUGGCAUAACGUGUUGUUGUUGUUUCUCUCUCCAAUGUAAUAAUUAACAAAUUAUUAUACAAAUAAAGUAGGUAGAACCAAUUUUUGUUUUUUCUCUGUUUUCUUUUUUUGUUUUUCUUCUGGCUUUUGAUAUAGAUAGAUAGAUUUGUAUUUUACUCACUUAUAUACUUCUUUUUCUAAGUAAUACGACUAGAAAUCACCUUUUUUCUUCUUUUUUGUGUUAUCUUUAUAUUUUUGUUUUGUGCUUAUGUGUUUAGUAAUGUGAUGAUUGUCUUUUUCCUUUGUCCUUCACACGACAUUUUGUUUUGUUUAUUUUUUUUAGUGAUUUCUCAUAUUUGUACUUAAUAACAUAAUAAUCAUGUUUAGGAUAAUUAAACUUUCUGCAUCAAAUGAGAUUAGAUUUCAGUGUUUUUCUUCCUUUUUGUGUAUACUCAGUCUGUGUUAUGACUUUUAUUCGGUUAAUUAUCAUGUGUGACUUUGACACUAUCCCAAAC
Schistosoma intercalatum is the source of this 4304-nucleotide messenger RNA. NCBI's taxonomy places the organism in Eukaryota, Metazoa, Platyhelminthes, Trematoda, Strigeidida, Schistosomatidae. The record is from the annotation of a GenBank genome assembly.